CCCCCACCUCAGCGCCUUAAAUGCCUCGGCCGCGGCGGCAACAAAGGCGGGCGGCGGCGGUGAGUGAGGGAUCGGCUGGGGGGUGGCGGGGUCGGGCUGGCGGCUAGAGAAUUCGAUUAAAAGGGACAUGAGAGCAUGAAGAAUUGCACGGAUGUGCUUCCUGUGGUGGCACCUCCUACAGAUCUUACCUGGCAACCUACUGCUGCCUGGAAGAGAAUGACAAGGAACUGCUGUGGGCAGCAAGGGAACCUGGAGAUGAAGGUGUUUCUUGAACUCUUCAGUGCACCACAAAACUGUUGUGUUUUGGGAUAUUCUGCUUAAGCCCUCAGAAGAAAAUCUGCCAAGAGCCAAAAAUGACUUGAGUUGGAGAGCUGAUGCUUUUUCCACGGGACCAGCUUCCAGUGGACCAUUUGGAUGCACCAUACACUAUGGUUCACAUCAAUGUGUUGAAAAAAUUAAUGUGUGUUCUUGUGGUGAUAUUGGUAGCACUGACAGUUUGCCUGUGGAAAGAGACAAGAAGAAGCUACUACAAUCCUUUCAAGAUUGAGAACGAUGAUUUGCAGGGUCACAGGAGUACAGAAAAAUGGAACACUGUUAAAUCACAAGGCCUCUUCCGCGAAGCAGCCGGUGAGUUGGGUCAGGUAUCCAAAACAUGGCUUGGUACCCAAAACAAACCAAAAGGCAGCAUCUCUGAAACAGCGGAAAAGUCCAAGAAAGCAGCAGCCUCUGUGAAGGUAUGGGAUAAGGACAGUUCAUCCAAAAAUCUUAUACCCAGGCUGCAGAAGGUCAGAAAAAACUACCUGGCCAUGAACAAGUACAAUGUGACUUACAGUGGGAAGAGGAACACUGCUAAACUCAGCCCAGAGAAGCUGCUGUGCCAGCUGCGGGACAGGGUCAACGUGACCAUGAUACAGGGGUCAGAUGGUCCUUUUGGUACCUCUGAAUGGCAACAAUACCUACCAGGGAAGAGCCUCAGUGAAACAGUGGGCCACCUGGGUCGCUGUGCUGUCGUGUCCUCAGCUGGGUCUCUGAAAUCAUCUCGUCUGGGACAAGAGAUAGACAGCCACGAUGCUGUCUUGCGGUUCAAUGGGGCUCCUAUCAAGGGCUUUCAAGAUGACGUGGGGCAGAAGACAACAAUCCGUCUUGUGAAUUCCCAGCUUGUCACUGUUGAAGAGAAGCAGUUCCUGAGGGAAGCGCUAUAUAACACUGGAAUUUUAAUUGUCUGGGAUCCAGCACCUUACCAUGCAGAAAUUCAUGAGUGGUACAGAAAACCAGACUACAACUUUUUUGAAAGCUAUAAGGCGUAUCGUAGAACACAUCCAGAGCAGCCCUUCUAUAUCCUGAAUCCAAAAAUGCAGUGGCAACUCUGGGAUAUUCUGCAGGAGAAUUCCCUGGAGCAUAUUCAGCCUAAUCCACCGUCAUCAGGAAUGCUUGGCAUUGUGAUCAUGAUGACGCUCUGUGAUGAGGUGGACGUGUACGAAUUCCUCCCUUCCAAGCGGCAGACGGACAUUUGCCACUAUUACCAGAAGUUUCAUGACCAUGCCUGCACCAUGGGAGCUUACCAUCCUCUGCUCUUCGAGAAGAACCUGGUGAAGCACAUGAACCAGGGCACAGACGAGGACAUCUAUACUCAUGGGAAAGCCACUCUGCCCGGCUUCCGAAAAGUGCGUUGCUAAUGGAUUGGUGUUUAGUUCUCCUUGACUGUCAAAGCACUUUUUAAAUCAGGGUUGUCAGAUUUGUUAGGUCUAAGCACUGGUGUGUUUUGACAGCUCUUCCAUGUAGCAGCGCUUGCUCUUAGGACUUCGUUGACCAGCUCUGUGAGGUGGUGUUAACUCACUGUGGUACAUCCACCCCAUAUCUGCAUGAGUCACUGCAAUAAAUUCACUCUCAGUGGAGCCAGGCUCAUGCAGUGGGUGGAUACCUCUGUCUGCCUCUCAGCCCAUGAUGGUGUGUGGGAGAUGCAGGAGAGGCUUUCUGAGCAGAGAUUGCACAAGUUGGGAUUGAAUGGUGAAUACAGUUUGGUUUGCUUAAAAAGGGUUAUGAUAGCCAAAAACCUAGUCCAUUGGGAAACAAGAGAAAUAAUUUAAAAUUUGUUCCCAUAGUCCUAGGAGCUCUUCAGAGCAGGACUGAUCUACGGAAAUGCUGUCAAGCUGUGUACUGAUAAGCUAAAUUCCUAGUCCAAAAUAUUUCAUUUUAUAAAUAGUUUGUAAAAUUACCUUGACAACUUCCUUCUGAAUUGUAAGACUUCUAAAACCACUCAGGUUACAUUUUUGGCCAAGGAAGAGGGAGGCAACUCACGAUUCAGUGAUUCUUGCAAGACUUUUAAAUCUUAUUACUUUUUAAAAAAUAAUUUAAAAUAAAUUUUAGUGAACAUUUACUUCUCCAGUACAGUGUUGGGCUUGGUACAGAAGAACCCUUAUUUCAGAAAUGUUUUGGGGAAGAUGCUCCAAGGCACACACAUGGGCGAGCUCACUGGAAGUCAGUACCUCUUUCCAGCUGUCUGCUGCUCUACCUUUGCAAUUGUUGGCAAAUUACUUCCUGUCCCCAGUAACAAAUACCACAGAGCUGCUUCUAGAUGAGUUCCAGUCUUCUGCAAGCUACCAGAAGGAAUCUCUCGGCUGCUGUGUGCUUUUCUGAGUAGGUGGGGAGCAGAUUUAUUGCUUCCAUGAUUCAUGAGGUGUGAGGAGGGAGAGUGUGCUCUGCUUCUCAUGCUGAAACAGGCAGAACUGAGAAGGGCAGCUUUUUCCUGCUCCAGGGGUCUCCUGUGGCAGCAUGAUGGAAGUAGUAGCUGUGCAGUCUCUUGUAUGUUGGUGAGAACACCUUCCCUGUCUCCUGUACUGGUGUGUUUCAUCAGGUCUGUAAAGAAAGCUUUUUCUUCUCCUGUUUUGAAUAAAUCCUGUGAAGUCA
Messenger RNA from Corapipo altera (White-ruffed manakin), 2907 nucleotides. It is a transcript of the gene ST6GAL1, whose product is annotated as ST6 beta-galactoside alpha-2,6-sialyltransferase 1. NCBI's taxonomy places the organism in Eukaryota, Metazoa, Chordata, Aves, Passeriformes, Pipridae. Bases 375 to 1676 code for a protein of 433 amino acids. Gene Ontology annotation, molecular function: sialyltransferase activity. The record is from RefSeq and is a predicted model, not a curated record. The transcript has 8 exons.